GUUGAGCUGGUCACCCGAGGUGAGGCUGCCCUGUAAAAACACACAAAUCUUACAAACUGAAUUCUGAUUUUAAGGUUAAAAAAUGCUUUAAAGAUGCAGAUCAACAGUCCUAAGACUACAUCCAUGAACAGUGACAGAAUAAGAGGCACCAUCAAGCACGCAUGCAUGUUUAAGCAAUCUUUAUAGGCAGCGCCAACACUGAAUUCUGCAGCCUUCUGUAAGUAAUGCAAUAACCAUAUCAGAAUAACAGAAAGACGCAAAUAUGUUGUUACAUUUUGGAAUUUGAGCAGCUUUGUUGAUGGGGGAGGUCUGGUGUCGGAAAUGUAAUGAUGGGCUAAUCCCCUCGCCUGCGUAAUGAGAGCUGGUGCCAAAAGCAAGGCUCAAAACCAAACCGCCAUCUGUCUGACGGACACAGAUUGUUCUGACGAGAACACAGCUACGCGACGCGUUUUACGCACAACACGACCGCGGAAUUACACCAGAGUCCGAGCAGCUCUUUGUCACAUUAUGAUGGUCUAAUAUGCAGCACACGGCUGGGUACAUUUGUGAGAUCGAUAUACACUUUUACAGACUCGCAGAGUUGAUUGAUCUCUCGCUUUUAUCGCGCGUAAAACCUGUUUGGUGCGUCAGGAAGCAACAAACCGGCUGCAAAGUCUAGUUUUUUCUCCGAUAUUUGCAGCAGCGCAGAGAUUUUCUCACUAUGAUCUAUCUUCAGAUAGUCUGAAAUGACAAUAUGUGUAGUAUUGAUUACACCAUAUAACCUAGUCUUACUGUAAAUUACAACAUUGGUGUGAAUCUACAGAGGCAGGUUCCUAUAUGUACCAAGAGGGGGCACUACAGACAUUUGCUAACUCAUUCACAGCAUUUAACAGCCACAAUACCCAGAGCUGUCAACAUUUUUCAGUCGGAAUUAUGUUGUUAUGAAACUCUUUGAAAAUGUGUCUCUGAUUUUAAAUCUUACUCUCAUCAGUGGCCCUGAUUAGGCCAUUUCACACCGAUCCAGCGGCAUAAACCGAUUUCUACCGGCACACGGUGAUGGCAGUAAGAAUCACAUCUAUGCCGGUAUCGGCUUUUGCACGAUGUAACUGUAUUUAUGGUGAAUAAUAAAUAUGCCAUACAUGCCUGGUAAAUGAUCCGCGACGUGGAGCAUUGUAUAAUGUGUGAUUGCGUUCAGCUAAUAAAUGAAACAUGGCAAAAACAAGCAGUGUUUCAGCCAAAGUAUUGUUUGGUUGGUCCGCUCUAAAUUUCUGUUACUUUACUCUCAUUUCAAAAGCAUAUCGCAAAUAUCACAACAACAGGACAAGGGCAGAAACUUAUACAUUCCUUUGUUUAUAAAGAAAGAAAGAAAUAUCCAUUUACGGCAGUGCUUGGGAAACUAUCUCAUUGGCAUCACAUUUGCAUAUGCAUCAGGGGGCGGUACUGGUGUGACAGGCUUAGCACUGUUAAGCGGCACCUGCAGGUAGGAAACGGGAUGCGCCGGUGAAACAGAGCGGCGUACCACUCUAGGAUCGGCAUAUACCGCUGAACCGCCAGUGGCAUACCAUCAGCCACUUUUCGCUCUCGGUGUCACUCGAUAUUUGAGUUAAAACAACAAGAUGGAAACCUUCACAACAGCUCCGGAGCUGAACCACACUCUGGGGAACUGGACGGAAUACAGUAUCCAGUACAAAGUCAUCAGUAGUUCGCUGCUUUUCCUGAUUUGUGUUUUAGGAAUCGUUGGCAAUGUUAUGGUCAUCCUGGUGGUACUCACCACCAAACACAUGAGGACUCCAACCAACUGCUACCUGGUGAGUUUGGCUGUGGCUGAUCUGAUGGUGCUGACAGCGGCUGGUUUACCUUCCAUCACGGACAGUAUCUUUGGAUCUUGGGUGUUUGGCCACUAUGGGUGCCUCUGCAUCACCUACUUUCAGUAUCUCGGGAUCAACGCCUCCUCUUGCUCCAUAACAGCGUUCACUAUAGAGAGAUACAUCGCCAUCUGCCAUCCGAUUAAAGCUCAGUUUCUGUGCACCCUGUCCAGAGCAAAAAAGAUCAUUUUGGUCGUUUGGGCUUUUACUUCUCUUUACUGUGUGAUGUGGUUCUACCUGUCAGACAUCCAGGAGCUGGUGUACGACAACAUCACCAUCAUCACGUGCGGCUACAGAGUCUCCAGGAAGUUUUAUUUACCCAUUUACUUUUUUGAUUUCGGCGUCUUCUUCGUGUUGCCGCUGCUGCUCUCUGCGGUUUUGUACGGACUCAUCGCCAGGAUCCUCUUCCUCAACCCGCUGCCCUCCGACGCCAAAGACAAGAAGAAGAACGGGCAGAACAACCACACCACCGAUAAGCGAACCAGCUGCAAAAACUCCCGUCACUCCAGCUCCACCGCGACCUCCCGCAGACAGGUGACCAAGAUGCUGGCUGUGGUGGUGAUCCUCUUUGCCAUACUCUGGAUGCCGUACCGCACUCUGGUGGUGGUCAACUCCUUCCUGGACCCGGCCUACCUGGACAACUGGUUCGUGCUUUUCUGCCGGAUCUGCAUCUACCUCAACAGUGCCAUCAACCCCGUCAUCUACAAUGCCAUGUCUCAGAAGUUUCGCGCCGCUUUCCGCAAGAUCUGCCGCUGUGGGAGGAAAGGCUCUGAUAAACCCGCCACCUACAGCGUGGCCCUCACGUACAGCACAGUCAAGGAUACGUCGAUGGUGGAGAGCACCGAUCACUUCACAACAGAGCUGGAGGAGCUCACUGUCACAGACGAACUGCUGACUGAUCAGAAAAUGAUGUUCCCAGACCCCUGUGUGUACGGGAAGGUGAAUUUCAGUGACGCCUGAGGUUCGUUUGAGGCCAGAAAGAUGAUUCUGAGAGUCAAUGGAGGAUUAAAGAGUUUGAAAAUGUUGCUUAAUGGAGUCUGUUAAGUGAGAAUAUUGUUUCCUGAGUGCCUGCUGACCUUUUCAAAGCCAGGCUGCUGUAGCUAGAGAUGUAAACAGAUUACAGCCACUGAUGUGUAAUGACAGUCUUUGAGGCACAAAGCCAAACAUGCUCUUUGUUGAGAAUGAUCCCGGACAUUGUAAAGCAACAAACAUCGACAGAUAAGCCCUCUUUUAUCGAAUAGCUGUUAUCUUAUCUUGGCCCUACCCACGUACUAUACUGUGUAUGAGUCAAUAAAACAAAAAACCUAUUCCCACUUCACAUAUAUGGUGUUUUGCCACAAUCGAGACCAGCACAGACUCAUUUCUGAUCUUUAAAGCUGCACAGGGCAGGAUGGCACGCUGACAGCUCCAAAUGGCAGCGAGAUGUCUGACACAAUGUGAACUCCAAUACCCAGAAAUCCUGCAACAUGAGAGUCAGUAAAUAGCCUUCGACACAUUCAUAUUUACCAACACAGCCGGUCAUUGACGCUUUAAUACCAAAGGAUACCAAAGAGAUCGCAGAAGCAAAAAGAAUAAUGCCAACAAGUCCGGCUUGGAAGUGUGGAAUUCAAUCUUUAUGUUUUGAUUCACCAUUUUUCCAAGAGUAAAUUGACUGUGCUGUACAUACUAAAAUUCAGGAUGGGUCAGUUUCCUCAGCUUCAGACAGACUUUGAGAUUUAAGCUGAGAAAAAAGCGAUAUUUUUAAAAACCAACAAACCCUCACCCUGUGCAGCUUUAAUAACUGCAUGCCAUCCUGCCCUCCUGAUGUUUUCUGGGCAGGUGGUCCAUUAAAGGGUGAGUCACACCUGAACCUUCGCGGACAAAACAGACCCUAUUUUUACUGUGAAGGACAUGUAUACGGCCUCGAGCUUAAUGUAAAAAACCUAGACAGACUGUGCUGAAUGUGGUCUGGAGGCCCGAGUCUUUAUAAGGUCUCUUGAUUGGUAUGUUGAGUGUUCACUGAAAGAGAACAUAAAGUACUUUGUAUUUGAAUUAAAAAAAAAGUGCCAUAAUGAAGUUUAUUAUGUGUUGUUAUAGCUCCCACAGUACCAUCCUGUUUCUAAUAAGGCAUAAUUUAUAAGGUGACACUAAUGGCUUUAUUUAUAGGCAGGAAAUUAUUUAUAAUGCUUUAUAGAUUAGUAAAAAGCCAUUUGUCAGAACAACAUUUGGGUUCCCAGGUAUCCCUUUGGCUGCUGUGCGUUCAGCAUAACUUGAUUUGUCUACUUGUGUUGCUCUUUAAAGGAAUAUUCUUUACGAUUUUCAAGAAAUCAAACCUGUCUUUUCAAUGCUGCUUAUGCUCGGCAUUUUUUCAGCAAUAGCCAUUGAAUAUAUCUGCAUUCAGUAAUUACCUUUCUAUAUAGUAGUUUUCAUGUUAGUGGCUGAGUCCGCCAUUCCCACAUAGGAUUCAAAUUACGCACGAGGGCUUCACAGGAAACGACUUCACAGGAAAUGUAUGUAAUCUUCAAUUACUGUUUGUUAUUUUAUCGCAUUGAUAUCAGCUUGGAAAAACAACUAGAGCUUUGUAGGUGGGAUUAAGAAUGGGGGGCGUAAUUUUCAUGUGCCAAUGUCAGAAUCUAUUCAAAAUAAAAAUGGCAUUGUAGGUGUGGAUGAGAUGGAUGCAGCAAGUCAACUUACACAUAUAAUAACUCUUAAAUUGACAAAUUUCUUUGAUAAACAAGACAAGCAUUAAGUGAACUGUACCUAGCAAGCGCUACUAUGAACAUUUCCAUUGGGAAAAGGGCUGGAGAGAAUUUAUACCAAAAUCCUUCUAUUAACAACUUAAAUAUUUACAACUUGUUAGGCUAUUGUAGAGAAAGAACCUUUAAAGAGCAUCUUAACACCAGGCUGAAAAGCAGUGUUUCACUGCCCUCUCUGGCCUAAAGUUGCACCUGCAAAAACACCCACCAGUGAUGUCACAGAGUACUGACACAGCCUUGAGUACACUUCUACAUCACUGCAGCAAGGUCAGCACAAACUUUCACUGCUAAGUUGCUUCUUAAAACUUUAUAAAUAAAUUAAUGAAAGUAUUAAUACAUUUAUUAAUAAUGGCUUAUUUCAUAAAGUAAGAAAGUCACAACCCUUUAUUGAUGACUUUCUCAGCCUUUUAAGAGUCAAGUUAAUUAUAUAUCAGUUAUAUAUGCUAAUAAACUGUUAACACAUAUUUUAAUACAACUUUCGUAACAACUUAUAAGCCCUUUAUAAAAUAUGCCUUAUUAGACAACGGUACCUCCCUCACUUAUACAUUUCAAAAACGUUUUCAAAAAAUUUUUGUUUGAGCAGCAGUGGUUGUAAACCUCAAUGUUUUACAGUGUGAAAGACUGUAUAUAGUGCUUACAGAGAUUUGGUGUAACAUAAAGAAUAUGUUGAUAUAUUUCAGCUGCAGCACUAGUGAAGUGAACGUUUUGGUCCGUGUUUCGUAUCAUGUGAACUGUGGAUUUAACAAACCAUCGCUUUGCUCGUCUCACUUUUUAGUUGUAAAAGCCGUCAGUGAGCCGGUGAACAUGGCUGGAUUGGCAUGUGAUGUUUAGAUAUGCUGAUGUUGUGUGGCAUUUUCUUCCAGAUCAGUGACUGUUUGAUUUUCUGAGCACACAGGGGAAUAUAAUUGGGCAGCAGCAGCAGAAGACACGGCAGAGGAAGAUGAAGCUUUCACUCUCAAACAGAGUUUCAUUCACCACUGUGUGUGGAAAAUGUCAAAUAACAGCUGCAGUUUUUGUUUAAUGAUUGUAACAAUACUGUACAUACCUUGAGUAUAGAUUCAUGCACUUGUAUGUUCCCUGUGUAUUUAAAGUGAUUGUUAUUUAUGGUAACUCUUGUAUUUGUAUGGGGGGGAAGAGAAGUUAUCUGUAUAUUUUUAUGUCACUCUUGUUUUCAUUAUUGCCUGUUAAAGAAUUAUAAAUAUUAUUUUGUGAUGUACAAUUUGGAAGCUGCUGCCUUAGUCUUGCUUUUUACAGUAAUGUGAUCCUGUGAGUAUGUUUGAUGGUUAUCAAGAAAUUAAUAAUUUGUACAUUUUAUCUUUAUGUCCCAAAUAAAGUUGUUUCUGGAGUAGA
Messenger RNA from Siniperca chuatsi (mandarin fish), 5929 nucleotides. It is a transcript of the gene trhrb, whose product is annotated as thyrotropin-releasing hormone receptor b. NCBI's taxonomy places the organism in Eukaryota, Metazoa, Chordata, Actinopteri, Centrarchiformes, Sinipercidae. Gene Ontology annotation, cellular component: membrane. Gene Ontology annotation, biological process: phospholipase C-activating G protein-coupled receptor signaling pathway. Gene Ontology annotation, molecular function: thyrotropin-releasing hormone receptor activity. The transcript has 2 exons. The record is from RefSeq and is a predicted model, not a curated record. Bases 1596 to 2804 code for a protein of 402 amino acids.